GCUCCGCCCAUCCAAAUAUAAAGAGGCAACAGAAGGACGGUAUCCUUGUUUUGCCUAUAAGCAUCGUACCACAAAAGUUAUCAAGGAGCCAGAGAGAAAAACAAACAGAAAUUCGUUGUUGGAACAUUUAUUUCUGUGCAAACCACAAAAAGGUCUCUACUCACAGAAAAAAAAAAAUGAAGUAUCUUCUGUUUUUCACUGCUUUGAUCGCAACAGCAAAUGCCCUGACCUGCCAGUGUUCUACGUGUGAGAAAGAAACUUGUACAGUUGAAACAGGGAAAUGUUAUUCAAUCGAGAAGGAAAUCGUUACUGGGAAAGUCAAGCCACCUAAAGUAACAAUUAAAGGCUGCCAGGACGACAAAAAGGAUCCAAAUUUCUGCAAACAAGGGUUUAUCCUCAUGUCCUCUGAUCAGGAUUUUUAUCUGAUGAGCAACAUUACAUGCUGUGACAAAGAUUCGUGCAAUAAAGAUAUCAAUGCAACACUUAACAGGAAUCUUCCCGUCAGUAAUCUGGUGUGCCCAUCAUGCUUUGCUUUUGAUAAGAAAAUAUGUGAUGGCAAAACAAUGAAGUGCAACAAUCUCCAGAAGAAAUGCUUCAAUAUCACCGGGACAGUCAAAACAGGUUCUGAUAAAGUUCAAGAUUUUAAUGCCAGGGGAUGUGCGGUUGAAAACACCAUCUACAAAAAAAAUAUCACCCUAUCCUUUGACGGCGCAUCUUACGAACUUGAAAAUGUCCAAGUUGGUGAAGCCAAAAGUGGUGCCAGCCAGAUUUCCAGUUGCCUAUCUUUUGCUAUCCUUCUGCCCAGUGUCUUUUGGUUCCUACUGGACAGCUCCCUGUAUUAACCCCCAACCUGCCAAUGUCCUCUCUACUCAAAUGGGGGAAAUCUCCCAUUGAAUUCUACCAAAGAAGACAUGAAUCCGAGAAGUUUUGGCUUCAGCUAUUGCUGGGGUCCAUGUGUCUCUCAAUUGCUGGCUUUGAGUGUCUUUCUCUCUCUCUCUCUCUCUCUCUCUCUCUCUCUCUCUCUCUCUCUCUCUCUCUCUCUCUCUCGUCUUUGUUCAGUAAAAAGGGAUUUUAAUGUAUCUAAUUAAUGCAUAUCUUAAAUAAGAAUAGAAAUGAAUAUUGGUGUUAAGGAUACCACGCAAGUAAAGGCAUCCCAACGAUA
Molecule: messenger RNA, 1162 nt
Organism: Ahaetulla prasina
Lineage: Eukaryota; Metazoa; Chordata; Lepidosauria; Squamata; Colubridae
Product: phospholipase A2 inhibitor and Ly6/PLAUR domain-containing protein-like
Exons: 6
Coding region: 177-842 (221 amino acids)
Source: RefSeq, a predicted model, not a curated record